Molecule: messenger RNA, 2042 nt
Organism: Ixodes scapularis (black-legged tick)
Lineage: Eukaryota; Metazoa; Arthropoda; Arachnida; Ixodida; Ixodidae
Product: transmembrane protein 53-A
Exons: 3
Coding region: 96-1025 (309 amino acids)
Source: RefSeq, a predicted model, not a curated record
UCUUACGAAACUGAUGCAAGGUUCGAAAGCGAAAGGAGGCACUGCGGUCACGGCAACAGCAAAAGAUCGAAACACGGAAGGCAUUCCUUUUAAAAAUGGAGUCGAGUAGUCUUUCUUCGAGCUCCCUGACGUCCGAAGAUCAGGGAUCAACGAAGCGGAAGACGAUCAACAAGGUCAAUGAGGACGACAUCGAGUACGACAUAACGUUCCCUUCGCCGAACAAGCAAUCGGACACGCUGCCGACGCCGAAAGAGCCGGUUGUUUACCUACUCGGCUGGGCCGGCUGCAAGGACAAGCACCUGUCAAAGUAUGGGUCUAUCUACGAAGACGAAGGGUGCAUCACGAUACGCUACAUCGCUCCAGUGAAGCACUUGUUUCACCGAAAAUGCGACGGCGUCCUAGAAGAGCACGCGUACACGCUACUGAGUCUGCUCGAAGACUUCAAGCUCGAAGACCAUCCGCUGUUCUUUCACGUCUUCAGCAACGGAGGUGCCUUCGUCUACCUUCUGAUGAGUCGACAGUUCCGAGACCGCGUCGACAUCAUGUCAAAGAUCCGUGGCGUGGUCUUCGACAGCGGGCCGGCCCGCGUCGGGUUCUGGCAGGGCGUCCACGUGAUGGCAUCGUUCGUGAGCACCAAGAUGCCACUACGGUACGUCGUGGCAUUCUUCUGGGCCCUCACUGUGUGGCUGUACUCAACGCUCAACUGGGUGGGGGGCCUGUUCCUCAACAUGCGCCGCCACGCGUCCACCUUCGACAGCCUGCUCGAAGAACAGCCCCUGUGUCCGCAACUGUUCCUCUACUCCAAGAAGGACGCCGUCUGCUCCCACGACAGCAUCGCCGCCUUUGCAGAGGCCAGGAGAACACGAGGCGUUCCAGUCGAAGAGGUCGUGUGGGAGGACUCUCCGCACGUGCAGCACUUUGUGCUGAAUCGGCAGAGAUACGUCGGCAGCGUCGUCGACUUCAUGAAGCGGUGCCUCGAGGGAAAGGUCGUGCUGACCCCGACUGCUGUCAAGAAGCAACUUUGAGCCUGCCGCAGCAGUUAGGGCUGUGGAUGAGGGGGUAGAAAAAUCUGCCCGACAUUCCCCGAGUGAGGCGGCCACGGAUCGCGAGCACCAUGGACAAAGCACACAUUCUUCGACGAUGCCGAGCAUUGCACGAGUGUUUAUCGGAGCGGUCUGCGUCUGCCAUCAACUGUCCACAUCUCGCGACACAAACUUUUUUUGCAGACAUAUAUGUCACAUCUGCAGGUUAGGGCAUGUUGCGACACGUAUCACAGCAUGCAACGAUCACUUGUUUCACGUUUGUGAAAUGCAAGGUUACUUAUGGACGAAGUGUCGAAGCAUGGUCAGGGGCCACCGGGUCAUAUGCAAGCUUUGGGAAUUCUGGUGCUGUCCUUCAGGUGCAGACCAGGAUCUAGAAUACGUAAGCAGCAUAUUUUGUAAAAAUAGCCAUUUCACAAUUGUAGUUGAAAAAGCUACAUUUGGGAAUAGAAUAUACCACUAGACAUCAGUAGUGAUGACAUCACCCGAAAUCACUCGAGUGUUUGCCCCGUCGACAAUGAGACAUAGAAAAGUUGAAGAAUUUAGAAGCCAUUGGAACACCGGUGUACAUGAACUGCUCGUGAAUAGAAUAACUUACGGUAUUCAUCUUGUGAAAUAGAAAGGCAAUUUAAAUUAUGAGAUGAAGAAUAAGCUAGGGUUGCUUAGAAUUGAGUGAAUACAGUACGGCACACCUUACACCCAGGUACACCAUGCCCGCAUAAGAUUCCACAUAUCCUAGCUGCAUACCGUCACAAUUUUCUUUAUUUUAUUUUAUUUUCUCGCAAGAUCACUGCCCUAUUGUUUAUGUUCACAUUACGGAUUGUGGGAGCUGCAUUGCAUCUUUGACCGUUUAAAGUAUCAUAGAUUGCAAUGCUUAAUUAGGACAUGCCUCUACAAGCAUCUCGACAGACACAAUGUGAUAUUUUUUUUCAUCCUAUUUUUGUUAUAUUUAAUAUUGGUGGUUGCCAUUGUAUAUUUAAAUAAAUCUGAAAUGAUACAAAA